AUGGACAAAUCUUCGUCUCUUGUAAGUAAGGCAUUGCGGCCCAUGGAGAUGACGUCUCUGUGGACGUUUGCAUCUGCCUUGGCCUUGUUGAAAACGGCGCCCGAAGACUACAUCAGCGAUGCGCUAGACGACUUUUUGAUCCACAACAACGAUGUUUUGCUUUCCCCAUUGCCGUUUGAGCGCACGGACAAGUCCAAGCCGCUUGAUAAAUCUACAAAAGACUUCACACUACGUGGCGUCUUGUACACGGGCGUGACACCGAGUCUAGUGGCCACAGCCACGUCGGUGGCCGAGUUGUGCCAUACAGACUUUAAAGAAACGCUCCGGGUGAUUUUGCAGACCAUUGCAAGAGUUCCAGAGCUUCUGCAGCCUGAAAAGAGCGCCGGGUCUAUUCUGUCGCGUUUGCCCAACGAGGAAGAUGCUGCCGUUGAAAGAGACCGCGUUUCCUUCUAUGCCUCUGUUUUGCUCAAGGAGAGAAGAACCGUGCUCCGCGUGACAGCUGAAUGCUUCAAUAAUAGGUUCAACGAGUACUACUCGUCCACCGUUCGAAAUCUCGGAAAGUCGCUCGCCGGAGAAUCAAGCUACACCGUCAGGUUGGUGGGUACCGCCCAAGCUGUGAUGCGGCGCACUUUGCUGACAGAAACCUCGUCUGACUUGGAAUCUCUGGUCAUUACAGAGAACGUUCUUGCUUGCGUGGACAUUUUGAAGCUCAUUUGCGAGAUACUAGUUUCAAGCCCAGCCAUUGACAAGUCUGUGGUCCAGGCGUGGUUCCUGUUUAUGGAAAGCUCAAACUUUGCUCAUUCUUUGGGCUCGGUCAUAGCAGACAAGGAGCUUUUCACGUUGAUCCAAGCCCUCUGCACCAUCGUCUCCUUGCAAGUGUUUGACUUGUCCUACUCGCAUGGCAACACAGCCCCAAAUCUGUAUCUUGAAGACGGAUCGGUCUUUUUGCACAUCGACAAUGUUAUCCGAGAUCAGGAUCCCAAUGACAUCAUCAAGUACGCGUGGCUCAUUAUGCUCUACAAAAAGUCCAUCAUUCUUGAAGAGUUCCCGCAAGAACAAACGCAAUUUCUUUCAGCCAUGCGUCUUUCGCAAGUUCAAAAGAGUAUGGCUGUGCUUCAGCAAUCUUUGGAUGGAUCCAAGGUGUUUGAAGAAGUAAGAUCACUCAACGAAUUUCUCAAGUUUGAUAAUGUUUUCGCUGUUGUUUUGUCCAAUUUGAUAAUGACUGCGUUGCCUUUGGUUUCCAUGUCUUCAAACUUUGCUUCCUGUGUUGCUGAAGUUUUGCGUGCUGCCCCAAACAGCUCUGUGGAAAAGUUUUUCGAAAACCAACAAGCUGUCAAUGCAUUGAUUUUGGCUCGCGCAAAGUUUCCCAUUUCUUUAGAGCCUUACCUCAAAUUGGCAUCCAUCAACGGAAAUUUUGCAUUGCACGAGUUCGAAGAGCUCAAGUCUUACAUGGCUGUCUUUGAUAAGACCGAGUUCGGCCGCAUGUACGAUAUUGACUCGGAAAACACAGAUCUUGUGAAGACUUCUCAAAUCAUCAACCUAUAUCCUCCCUUUGAAGUGAAUCACAAGUUGUCCUUUUUAAUGAAUUACGACACAAAGGCUAAAAUCGUCCCAACUGCGGAUGAAUCUAAAAUCUUGGUGACUUUCCUUCAUAAAUACAAUGGGUGGGCAUUCCUAGGAAGAGUCCUCCAAAACAUAUCGAAAGUGUUUGAUAUUGCCGACCAGGAAAAAACCUCCAUUUUACAUGAUAUGCUCGAUGUUCUUAUUGCCACAACGGAGCAGAAUCCUCCAGAAAGUAUACACGUGGUCUUGGAGUAUAUGUCAGCAUACAUUGAUGAUUCAGAUAUUGUUGAUGUUCUUUUCAGGCUUUUUGAGCAAGGAUUACACAACAGAAGUAUCGAAUUACUGGAAAAACUUCUUCGUCUUUUCACCAGUAUGAUGCCAGUAAUCUCGCAUAGAAUUUGGCCAUACUUGUCCGCAUCCUCACUUUUGCCAAGCAAGGGAAAAGAAGGGUUCCACUCGAUAUUGUUCGGAUCUGUCGAGAUGACGAAAGGUGAUUACCAAUUCACUACAGCGUUGGUGAAAUUUGUGUUUUCUCUUUCUCAAAAUUGUCUAUCUUUACAAACAGAUUAUCCUCUAGAGUCUAAGAGUGAGUUGUUCUCCUGCUUCAUUGAGCAUCUUCUCUUUGUGUUUGAGAGCUACACUGGAUGCAAAUUCAAUGACGGCUUCCAGAAACUUGAACUAGGUGUUUUGAUUUUGGACGUCCUUAGGCAGACUUUAGAAUCCAUUCAUUUGAUCGAUCCUGGUGUUGACUCGCAUAAGAAGGCUACACAUGUUUUUGCAAAUGCGUCAGAACGUAUUGUGGAUGUCUUCCUUUCGACUGAAACCAAAUUCAUCCGUUCGGCAACGCCAAUUUUAAUGAUGAUUGAUUCGGUGGCAAAGUCUGUCAACUACUAUGAGGCGAAAGACUUUUCAGGUUUCUUUGCGGACGUUUGGAUCCAUUCCGCAUUGUCCUUCUCUCGUCUUCUUGUCACCAUCAGAAGCACUAUCAAUGGUGUUCCUUCUGCAUUUGAAAAAGAACUUUUUGCGAGAUUGCCCCAACUCGUUACUGUCUAUUCCCGUGGAGGACAUUUCAGAAAGUUGACUUUGGACUUAAUCACCGCUCUCACCAAUGGAGUCUGGCAACAUGAACCCAUGCCUUCAAUGUUAUCCCACCUCGGCAGAGAACACUCUCGCAUUUUCUUAAAUUCUUUGGCGGUUGAUUUGGACAAUGCUUUUGACGAUUACACCAUCAAAAUUUCCAUUUAUGACUUCCUCUGUGCCAUAAUGGAAGCCAAUCAGCAAGGUCUUGCCAUUUUAUUUAUUAGCGGAAGAGACGUAUUUGGCGAAUUCACUAGUGAGACUAAAACAGAUGCGCAACUGGUUGUAUCUUUGCUUUCUAUCUUGAGAAGAAACGUGAAGAACAUAAAAUAUUAUCCUCAUUCCGUUACUGUGCAUCUUCUUGACGCCAUUUCUUUGGCAUUCAAUUCCUGGACUACCGAAAGAGAUGAAGAAAGCGAUGUUUCUUUCGUCGAAGAAUUAGUGACAAUGUUGGGUAAUUUUGAGAAGGACGCAAACCCUUCCGACAGCUAUGAUUUCAUCGUUGCUUCUUAUCAGAGCAAACUUUACUCCAAGGUUGCUGAAAUUUUGUCGUUGGUAUUGUUCACAAGCAAGAACGAUAAGUUUAAACAGUCCAUCGGCAAUCUCCUUUCCCGUGAAGACUUCUUGAGUAAAUUGCCGGAGAUGUUUACUAUCAAAAAUUUUCAAAUGACCCUUUACGACCAAGUGGCAUUACAGUUUAGUAAUGUUUUUCCUGACCAUAAGCUUACGCAGUUUGCAGUGGCAAUACAGAAAAGAAACCGGUUUGGCAUUGGUGCUGUUUAUGACCUCAUUCUAAUGGAUACGCUUUUCCAAAGACAUCCGAAGUGGAAAGAUCUCAGAGACCAAAUCAUAUACUCCAGUGCCAAUAUCCAAUACUUCAAUGCUCAAUUGGCUUUAGCCAAAUCUCUUGGUGCGCUUAUCACGGCGUUUUGUCGCAAGGUCCCUACUAAAAUCCCAAGAGAGUAUUUGGGACUUGUCCCUAAACUAUUGAACAUUCGCGAUCCAAGAGAUAGUUAUACGGAACCUUUCCUCGUCCAGCUGACUGCAGAGCGAGUUGAACUUGGCUUCUUGAUUUCAUACACUAUGAACAACAUGGAAACCGUGAAAAAGUCGCCGGAAACAGCUUUAGACAUUAUUGAAGCAUGCGGAGAUUUGAUGAGAACCACUGAGUUUUCCGACACCAAUGGUCAAGGCGUACCACAACGUUCGUUACUCCGUCUCAUAUAUGUGGCUCUUUCUGAGCUCAAAGAUGAGUACGAGCUUUUGAUUGCCAGGUUUAGCGUGCUCAACGAUGUUUUCGACACCGUGAUUGCUCGACGCACAAAGAGCAUUGUGAGUGAACUUCAAAACGAGGUUUAUUUAUCUCGGACACAGAAGAAGCGGGCUCAGGGCAACCUCGAACUUCGGUUCGACGACAUGAAGCUAAUUUUGUCCAUAAUGAAAUGCUUCCUUCUGUUGAACCUUUCUCUGUCGCUUCUUGACGAUCUAGCUGAAUGUCUAGCUAAUGCGGGCACAGUGGAUUCCUUGCUCAGUUUCUAUCUGUUCUCGCAUUUGAUCUUAGUGAACGAAGAGCCGGUUUGUGCGCAGCUCAGCUUGAUGUUUAUCCAGCAACUAUUGGCUGUGGACACCUUUGCGGAGCGCUUUGUUGGCCGGAAUAUUUUUAUGGUCAUCCGUGAAAGUGUGAUCUCACAGGCUUUACGUGGAGGUGGCAUCACGAUCUCGAACGCUCCGGCCAUCUACAAAACAUGGACUAGUGGUAUUUUGCCCAUUUUGGUCGGCGCCCUAGUGAAAACGGCCCAACUUUCGGAGGUUGUGGCUACAAUCCGCUGUUUUAGUAAGCAGAUCGAGUCGUGUAUUGAAAGUUGGGCUCGCGAGCUGGCGUCUCUUCAAAUUUCGACUGCUGGAACAUGGGAAACAACGCAAGUGUUGCUUCUUUAUCAUAUGCUUCGAGCAGUGGCAACAAAAUAUUUGGACAACGAUGCAGAGGCCAACGUUCCCAUGCCUGGGCUUGAAAGCCAGCAAAAACGUGAUGAUUUUGUGGACUACAUCAACAACUUACUCAAGCAUCCCAAGUUUCUCUCGUCUAGAGUUGUUCCUAGCAAUGCAGAGGAAGCUGCAGUGAUAAAAGCUGGCGGAGCACCUAUGCAGAAUCUUGUGUCUGGGUUGGUGGAGGACAUUGGCGAGUUGAAGCAGUAUUUGUUGUGA
Molecule: messenger RNA, 4845 nt
Organism: Clavispora lusitaniae ATCC 42720
Lineage: Eukaryota; Fungi; Ascomycota; Pichiomycetes; Serinales; Metschnikowiaceae
Gene: NUP188
Product: Nup188p
Biological process (GO): RNA export from nucleus; protein import into nucleus
Cellular component (GO): nuclear pore inner ring
Molecular function (GO): structural constituent of nuclear pore
Source: RefSeq, a predicted model, not a curated record